AUGAAUUUUCAAGCCCAAGAGGAGUGCCUUUGCUUGGCUUUGCUCCUUUUCUGCCAGAAAAAUGAACCCUUCUUCAGAGUCAUUCAGAAAUUGGCUAAGGCGUAUGGGCCUGUAACUGGUUUCUAUUUGGGACCCUUUUUGCCUUUCAUUUCUGUGGACGGGAAAAAGGCUGUCAAAGAAGCUCUGCAUAAUAAUGACUUGAACGGCAGGCGGCCUGCCGCAGGCCGUCGGGUACACUCCUUAAAAGUAGAACAACACCGGAGAUUCACGUUACGCCAUUUACGUGACCUUGGGUAUGGAAAGACAUCGAUCGAGGAUCAGAUGAUGGACGAGAUUAGCGACCUAAUUUUGGAUAUUACCGAAGCUGCUAAAUCCGAUCCCGAUCACUUAUUGGAGGCAAAAGAUUUCAGCGAGACGACCCGGCGUUUAAACAACUUCGUCAUUCCUGUCCCGGCAUUUCUCGUUCGCCUGUUUCCUUCUCUACCUAGCCGCCUUGGUCUUAAGGACGAAUUGUUUGUUCCCAUUCAGCAGUUCAUCGAGGAAUCGAUUGACGAACAUGUUGCCACGAGAUCGAAAGGUGACGCCCCUCGUGAUUUCAUCGACGUCUACUUGGACGAAAUGGAGAAACAAUUGGAAAAUGAUUCGACUUUCACCAAAAAGCAGCUGAUUGCUUCGAUACAGGAUCUAUUCACUGCAGGCUCCGACACCUCGUCGGGGACGAUUGGUUUUGCGGUUCUUUCUAUGAUUAAUUAUCCAUCCAUCCGACAAAAGAUGCGUGAAGAACUAGAAAAUGUCUGUGGCGACUCUCUUCCGUCACUAGCACAUCGCGCUAGUUUGCCAUUAACCGUUGCGUUCAUUACGGAAGUCAUGAGAAUGUCUAGCGUAGCUCCGUUAGGUAUUCCCCACCUUGCCAUGAAAAAAACGCAACUUCUAGGAUUCACCAUACCCAAAGGAAAUCCAGAAAAUUUCCGACCAGAACGUCACCUUGAUGCCGAUGGAAAACUGGUCAAAAGCGAAGCCUUUACUCCUUUUGGCAUUGGGAAACGAAUUUGUCUGGGUGAGUCUCUGGCUCGAAACACGGUUUUUCUAUUCACCGCAGCCCUCGCCAAAACGUUCGAAUUCAAAUCUCUGCCAAACAAACCGCCGCCAUCAUUGGAACCCACAAUCGGAUUUGUUUCAGGGCCCCAACCUUUCAAAGCUGUCGUCAUUCCACGCGCUCUGUAAUAGUUCGACGAUGCAAGUUUCGGGCAAGUUUAAACACGGAGAGUAAAUCAAGGUAUAAAUCGACCGUAUUUUUAUUUUCAGAAAAGAAUUUUCUCUAUACUUUGGCUAGAGCUUUUGUUUGAAUCAUAAUACUAUACCCCCUUCCACUGGUACCAGUGGUACACAUUUCACAAUAUUAAUUUCUGCUUAAUUGGAAUAGCGGUUCGUAAACGCAAUUAGUAAAUAAGGCUUCUUUUUAUUAUUGCUUGGUGCGUUCUUGAAUGUAAUUUUUAAGGACUUUUUUUAUUUUGCCUUGGAUGAACAUUGACCUUGCUUUGUCAUCUAGUACGUUGAAGUACAUGGAACCAACGAAA
Daphnia pulicaria is the source of this 1577-nucleotide messenger RNA. Its product is annotated as methyl farnesoate epoxidase-like. The transcript is spliced from 13 exons. Lineage: Eukaryota; Metazoa; Arthropoda; Branchiopoda; Diplostraca; Daphniidae. Gene Ontology annotation, molecular function: oxidoreductase activity, acting on paired donors, with incorporation or reduction of molecular oxygen, reduced flavin or flavoprotein as one donor, and incorporation of one atom of oxygen; iron ion binding; heme binding. Bases 1 to 1224 code for a protein of 407 amino acids. Gene Ontology annotation, biological process: xenobiotic metabolic process. The record is from RefSeq and is a predicted model, not a curated record. Gene Ontology annotation, cellular component: intracellular membrane-bounded organelle; cytoplasm.